Cutaneotrichosporon cavernicola is the source of this 1509-nucleotide messenger RNA. RefSeq lists its product as uncharacterized. NCBI's taxonomy places the organism in Eukaryota, Fungi, Basidiomycota, Tremellomycetes, Trichosporonales, Trichosporonaceae. Gene Ontology annotation, cellular component: membrane. The record is from RefSeq and is a predicted model, not a curated record. Gene Ontology annotation, molecular function: transmembrane transporter activity. The transcript has 2 exons. Gene Ontology annotation, biological process: transmembrane transport. Bases 1 to 1509 code for a protein of 502 amino acids.
AUGUCUGGUAUCAACGAAGUACCAAAGUACGAAGAGAAGCAGGACCCCACCCAUGUCGAGCAGGCUGUGAGAUCCUCGAGCGACUCGGUCAAGUACGACGAGACAGAGAGGAAGCUCGGUGUCGACAUUGAUGAGGGUUUCGACCCCGACGAGGUCAAGCGCGUCACCCGCAAGGUCGACUGGCGUCUCAUCCCCAUGCUCGUCCUCAUGUACGCCAUCUCGCUCAUCGACCGUACCAACCUCUCGGUAGCGCGUACUGCAAACAACGACAAGUUUGACAAGGAGCUCGGCACUGGCGGUACCAACAACCGCUAUUCGAUCAUUACCGUCGUCUUCUUCGCUCCCUACAUUGUCUUCGAGCUUCCUUCGCAGUUUGGUCUCCGCGCCUUUGGCGCUCGCCUCUGGCUCGGCUCUGCUGUCUUCCUAUGGGGACUGGUCAUGCUCGGCAUGGGCUUUGCCCAGAACUGGCAGACUCUCGCUGCCCUCCGCGUCAUCCUUGGUGUUUUCGAGUCGGCCCUCUUCCCCGGUGCCGCAUUCCUCAUCUCGUGCUGGUACCCGCGCAAGGAGCUCGCUUUCCGCAACGUUGUCUUCUACGUUACCUCGGCCCUCGGCUCGUCGUUUGCCAAGGUCAUCGGUUUCGGCUUUGCUCACCUUGACGGGCGCGCCGGCUUGUCUGGUUGGCAGUGGAUGUUCAUUCUGUACGGUAUCGUCACCAUCCUCAUCGCCAUCCUGGCCUACAUCUUCCUCGUCGACGUUCCUUCCAAGGCCCACUUCCUCACCGAGCGCGAGCGUGAGAUUGUCAUGACCCGCAUCGAGCGCGACCGUGCCGACUCUAUCCCCGACCCGCUCACUUGGGCCAAGAUUAAGCAGUAUUCGUGCGAACUCAAGUCGUGGUACUUUGCCUUUGCGUUCAUGAGCACCACUACGAGCUCGUACGCCCUCGCCUACUUCAUGCCCCGCAUUCUCACUAUCAUGGGCUUUAACAACGUCGAGUCGAUGCUUCUCGGUACUCCCACGUACGUCUACGCCAUCAUUCCCGGCGUCAUCUGCGGCGGUAUCGCCGACCGUAUCCCCAAGAUGCGCGGCAACAUGAUCAUCUUCAAUGCCAUCUGCAUCAUCGUUGGCACCGCCAUGUACAGCCAGCUGCCCGCUGCCCAGCGCGGUGCUCGUUUCGCCGGCCUCUUCAUCGCUACCGGUGGCGGCAACUCGAACGUCCCCCUCAUCCUCUCAUGGCAGGCCGUCUCCAUCCGUGCUCAGUCCAAGCGCGCUUUCUGCUCGGCCCUUACUGUUGCUUUCGGCGGUAUUGGCGGUAUCCUCGGCUCGACUCUCUUCUUCCAGAGGGAGGCUAAGCAGAGCUACCCCACUGGUGUCUUCACCAUCAUGGGCCUCAACGCUGCCACCGCGCUUGGCGCGCUCGCCAUGAUGGCUUGGAUGACCAUGAAGAACAAGAAGGCCAAGCGUGGCGAAGGCCUCAUUGAGGAUGCCGAGGGCUUCUUCUACCAGAUCUAA